Diversispora eburnea is the source of this 266-nucleotide messenger RNA. NCBI's taxonomy places the organism in Eukaryota, Fungi, Glomeromycota, Glomeromycetes, Diversisporales, Diversisporaceae. The record is from the annotation of a GenBank genome assembly.
GAAAGCUUUAACUUAUGGAGGCAUGCCUUCGUCUGCAUUAAAUAGGAAAAUGGAAGAAACUGAUCUACUCCUUAUUGAUGCCAUCACCCAAGUGGAUGCAUUCCAUGAUCAAGAAGAUUAUUAUACUGACUAUGUACAAAAACAGAUCGUUGAUCGGAGGUUAGAAGAACCCUGGUUAGAGAGUGAUAUUCCUAGCAGAAGAAUGGGUAGUAAUGCUGAUACACAGGUUUCUGAAAGGCCAUGGUCAGAGCAAUCUAUAAAAAUUG